CAAGUGAAGAAGUUCCUCUUGGAAGAGCAGUGCGACAACGUGGAAAUAAACUAGAAUGGCUGUAUUAUGGCUGGUCCAGUUUUCCAUUGUGACUCUUAAUAUCUUCCUCGGAUUCCUGAUUGUCCUGACAAAAGGGGACUUUUGCGGAUGCGUUUUCGAAACUCAACUCGACCAUGCUUUAUUAGGUCACGUUAUGUACACGACUGUUGUUGUGGACGAGUUUGAGUGUCGGUUAAAAUGUAUGGGAAAUAACAGUUGUAAGUCGGUCAAUGUUUAUCCCGGUGACAGUGCUGGACAGCGCAUCUGUGAAUUAAAUAACAAAACACGGCAGUUGAAGCCGAGUGAUCUUAAACGGGAGAAAGGAUCUACAUACUGUGGCUCUGUUCAGGUAGGUAUUAAGUUUUAAAUUUAUCGUGGUUACUUGCCUAUAUGCCAAAGAUAUUCGGUUAAUUUAUUUUGUUUUGAACGUGAUUAACCGGCGUGAUUUAAAGACA
Messenger RNA from Stylophora pistillata, 494 nucleotides. RefSeq lists its product as uncharacterized. NCBI's taxonomy places the organism in Eukaryota, Metazoa, Cnidaria, Anthozoa, Scleractinia, Pocilloporidae. The record is from RefSeq and is a predicted model, not a curated record.